Messenger RNA from Dendrobium catenatum, 1946 nucleotides. Its product is annotated as AAA-ATPase At3g50940-like. Lineage: Eukaryota; Viridiplantae; Streptophyta; Magnoliopsida; Asparagales; Orchidaceae. The transcript has a single exon. Gene Ontology annotation, molecular function: ATP binding; ATP hydrolysis activity. The record is from RefSeq and is a predicted model, not a curated record. The coding region runs from base 272 to 1753 and encodes 493 amino acids.
UCAUCCAAUGCAAAAUGAAUGGCUGUGACGAGUUCUUACCUGAUCAAACCCUACACAUUCUUUACAGAAACUUGGAGAGCGCGCGUUGUCAGGAACCCUAAACGGGAAUGUGUUUGUUAUUCUUGGCUAGCACAAUAUUGGCAACAAUUGGCUUUUGGCUUAAGCCAAAUUAUCUUCUAUAAAUGUAAAGCACGGGCUCAGCUGUUACAGUGCUAGCAAAAGAGAAGGGGAAAGGAAAUUUCUUACCUUCAAUCCAAUCAAAAUUUUCUCCAUGGAGUCGAGGAGCAAAGUCAUGGAAACGGCCAAGAAUUAUCUCACCACAGCUGCCUCCGUUGCCGCCUCGGCGAUGCUCGCGCGCACCGUUAUCAACGAAUUCCUCCCCAGCGAGUUGCGAAGCUUGGCCUCCACGGGAAUUCACAAACUCUUCGGUCGAUUCUCUGCGGAGCACACCAUAAUCAUCCCACAAACCGAAGGGCUCAAUCCCAAUGAGCUCUACGAUGCAGCCAGCAUCUACUUGCGCACCAAGAUCUCUCCAACGAUGAAGCGGCUAAGGGCGAGCAAGAGCGAGGACAAGAACAAGGUCGUCAUCACCUUUGAUGUCGGCGAGGAGAUAAUAGACAUCUUUCAAGGCACAGAAUACAAGUGGAUGCUCAUCAGCCAAGAAGAGACCUCUAAUUCCCGCAACGGAGAAAAGAGCAUCCAAAUCCGCUGGUUCGAGCUCAAAUUCUACAGCAAGUACAAGGACGUGAUGCUGGACAACUAUUUUCCUCACAUUCUAGAGCGAUCAAAGGAAAUCAAGGCGGCAGACCGGCUGCUGAAGAUCAUAACGAAUAAAUAUGAUGAAUGGCAUUAUUCCAUAGAGCUGAACCACCCUGCAACAUUCAAGACGUUGGCUAUGGACGCCGAGCUUAAACGGAUAAUCAUGGAGGACUUGGCAAGAUUUGUGAAGAGAAAGGAGUACUAUAAAAGGAUUGGGAAGGCCUGGAAGCGUGGAUAUCUGCUCUUCGGUCCUCCGGGAACUGGCAAAUCAAGCCUGAUUGCCGCCAUAGCCAACAACCUCAGGUUUGACAUCUACGACCUCGAUCUGAAGGAGAUUUGCUCGAAUUCUGAACUGAAGACAUUGCUGGUUGGAAUGCCAAACAAAUCGAUGCUUGUGAUCGAGGACAUCGAUUGCUCCAUUGAUUUGAGAAAUAGAGAUGAAGAGAAAGAAAAAAAAUCUAAAGAUGAUGAGGUAACACUCUCAGGAAUUCUAAAUUGCGUAGAUGGGCUGUGGUCGACGAGCGGGGAGGAGAGGAUCAUCGUGUUCACCACAAACUACAAGGAUCGGCUCGACCCGGCAUUGCUGCGACCAGGUCGAAUGGACAUGCACAUCCAUAUGGGUCACUGUGGUCCAGAUGGCUUCAGAGUGUUGGCUUCCAACUACCAUUGUAUUGAUGAUCACCCCAUAUUCGAGGAGAUUGACGAGUUGUUGAAAGAGGUGGAAGUAACUCCAGCUGAAGUGUCAGAGGAGUUGUUAAGAAGUGAUGAUGUUGAUAUCGCCUUACGUGGUCUUGUCAAGCUUCUACAUAAGAAAAGAAAGGAGAGUCAAGAAGAGAAACACAAAGCAGAAGAUUCUCAGGACAACCAACAGAGAGAUGGAGAAAGCAAUCAAAUAGAUCAAGAGAAGCAGCAUUUGGAAUCUGAAACUGGGGUAAGCAACUAUGAAUCUAUUGAGGAGAUUGUUGGAGAUCAAGACUGGUCACAAGAUGCCUAACAAACGCGUUUUAUCUUGGUUAGUACUCUUCAUGGCUCAGGCUAGCUUGUGAAGCCUGUCAUGAUUUUUCGUUCAUAAAGAUUACCGGUUGGCUAAAAUUGUACAAAAUUCUUAGCUGAUAACACUUGAUUUACAUUCUUGUUCAACCAAAAUUCUGUGUCCCUGUUUUGUUACAAAUUCAAUUGUGAUUUGU